AUGCCUCGCGGAAAUGCGGAUAUCAGUAGAUUCACAUCCAUCAUGAAGGCCAAAGAGAGUGAAAUGCGGCUAAAUCGAUUCAAGUUGCUGGUCGGUCAGCCAUUUGAGGGCUGUGUGAGUACAUUUGAGCUGGAAAAAGGGCAAAAAAAUGUGGAAUCGUGUCAGCAACUCCAUCGGAUGCCUUACUUAAAUGCUGCUGAAGUUGAAGAUCUCGUUGGCAAAUGGCUGGACACAUGA
Plasmopara halstedii is the source of this 237-nucleotide messenger RNA. RefSeq lists its product as uncharacterized. The coding region runs from base 1 to 237 and encodes 78 amino acids. NCBI's taxonomy places the organism in Eukaryota, Oomycota, Peronosporomycetes, Peronosporales, Peronosporaceae. The record is from RefSeq and is a predicted model, not a curated record. The transcript has 2 exons.